Vollenhovia emeryi is the source of this 5479-nucleotide messenger RNA. RefSeq lists its product as uncharacterized. The record is from RefSeq and is a predicted model, not a curated record. The transcript is spliced from 4 exons. Lineage: Eukaryota; Metazoa; Arthropoda; Insecta; Hymenoptera; Formicidae. The coding region runs from base 74 to 4141 and encodes 1355 amino acids.
UCAGAAAUAAUGUCCAUUGAUAAUUGCCAUUCUUGUUGCAGAAUUCUCGUAAAUGACCUCAUAGACUGCCACGAUGUCGUCAAUAUUAUUAUUGAAUUGUGUUCUGACGGCGUGGCUGUUCGUCGCCAUAGGAGCGAUUACCGUGUCGAUAGAUCGUUCGGACAUUAAAACCCCACCAACACGAUCGUCGAUGAUCGCGAAUGGAUGGCGACCUCUGACCAAUUCCUACGAGGAAACGAUCGGCACUAACGUGUCGCCGUCGAGCCACCUAGAGAAGAACGUCCAGGUUCACCCCGUCCUGAGCAAGUUUCAGGAGCACAUGGCGACUUCGGAGAAACUGAAGCCGCUGCGAAAGGGCAAACCGCCGGUCCACGAGUACAGUCCGCCUAGUAUACUCGGUAGUUUCACGGUGUUUGGGCACGCGGCGACGAAAGCGCGUGGCGAAACCAAGACGCCGAGCAAACACGUGGCCACGGAGACCCGGGAGUACACGUUCCUGAUACCGCCGCCCAAGGACGCGUAUCGUUUCGAGGUGAACCAACACCGCAAGCCGAUCGUGCGCGAAACCCCUGGCUACUUGCCGAGGCAGCCGCCGCAGGCCUACGUCGCGGCGCAGAACGUCCAUCAGCAGCCACUGGAUAGCGUACGCGCGGCGACCUAUUUCAUCAAGGGCUUGUCGAGCAAUCGCCCUUACGUUCCGCCGUUCGCCAUGCCGCAGGCGCUGCAGCCGCCGCAGCUGCAGCCGCAGUCGCCACGCCAGCCGGAAAAAUCCCGAGUUCCCGAGUUCGAGUCCCUGAAGGUCGCCAACAGCGCGAAACCGUACUUCCAGCCGCCCGGCGCGGAGAUCCCGGUCGAUUUCGGCAAGCAGAAGAUCAGCGGCAACGACGGCGACGCCUACGACAGAUACCAGGCCCAGUCUCACGCGCAGGUGCUAAACUCAGCGAGCAGCGGCAAUUUCUACAGCCAGGUGAACCAUCCCCCGAAUCAUUACAAGUCCACCUACGAGCGAGACCCGGCCUUCCUGGUGCACGAGAGCCACGAGAUCAGUUACGUGACGCCACCCGGCUCGUACAACGCGUACAGCUUCCGGCCCUCGUUGCCCUACGAGACUCUGCUGCCGCCCGCGAUCUACUCGCCCUCGUCAACGCCACCGUCCACCACCGCCGUCACGCGGAACCCCAACAAAUUCGGCCAGACUAACGACGCGGCUCAGGAUCACUAUAAUAAACGUCCGAGCGCGGGCACGCGUAACAAGCAGGAAAAAGGCGGGCAGACCGAAUUGCCGAACCCCAGAACCACGAGCACUUAUUACGUUGCGGAGCAUCAGGAACUUACGCCGCCCACGUGGCCGAAGAGCAAGUACGCGUCCGACAUUAACGAAGUUCUGCCGAAGGAGAAUCCACCGGGCAAGUUCAGUCAAGAGGUUGUAAACCAGAAUCAAAUCACGCAGGGUCCGAAGAUCGUGUACCAUAGACCGCAAAGCUCCUUCGAGCCUGUUGAGGUUUACCAACCGACGCCGAUACCGGGUUACGAGACACCGGAGAGCAUCUCUCUCAAGCACUUCAACGAGCAACAGUUUCUGCUGCAGCAGCAAUUGCUGCUGCGCGAUCGGCAGAGACUGGCGGAACAGGACCGUCAACAGAAACUGGAGCUCGAACGGCAGCAGCAAGAGGAGCUGACGAAACAGCAGAAGGAGCUUGAUCAACUUACGCAACAGGAGAAAGAGGAGGAAGAGGCGGCAAGACUUGCCGCGGAAUCCGCGAAGAAUCAGUCGCAGGAGAUCGUCAAGAUCUCGGGCGAGACGCCGUACGCGAUUCAAUUGGCGCAGUUCGAGCCGCAGGUCACUACAAAUGGCAAUAUUCUCGUGUCGGAGCCUGGUAUUUACAACGUGGAACAGCUGAGACUCCAGCCUCAGGUACCCCAGAUCCCGGAGAAUCAGGUGAACCAGAAUUAUCAAUACCAGCAGCACUACCAGACCGGGUAUCAGGAGCAACAGGUCAAUUAUCGCGAGCCUCAAACCGAAACACGGCCGUACCGUCCACAGAAACCGUCCCGCGACCCGCAACGCCGCAAAAAGCCGGCGACGGUUGCGCACGAGCACUCGGCGACGGAGCCGCCGAGCCAGCCGCCGGAAACCGCCAUUCCCUUGACCCUAUACGCGGAGGAAGUGCCGAUUCAGACGACGGCGGCACCGGAAGUGCAAACCCCGCCAACGAUCUCGACGCAGAGAUCGAGAACUCGUCGGCCGGCCGCGCCGGCUCGACGACGGAAGCCCGCGACGACCACGCAGGAGUCCAUCACGACGUCUUACCCGGAGGAGGACUUCCUCAAGUACAACAGGGAGGACGUGCAGCACAAUCAGCACGAUUCCUCGCGAAGAAGGCGAAUAAAGCCCACGCAGGCCAGCUACAACGAGGACGCGGUAACGGAGAGGAGGGGUAACGUAAGAAAACGACCGAGUCAUCGGACGAAAGUGAGCCAGGACGAGUCGUACGAUGCGCAUCUCGUCACGGAGAAUGCGUACGCCUCCCUAAAUUCUUACGGGCAGACCACGGAGCCCGCGCCGAGCUACAACGAGAACGACCAGUUCGCGACGAAUCAGCCGAGCGUUUCGUACGAAACGAGCCAGCCGGUCAAUCAGUAUUACGAUUAUGCCUCGCGACAGAAUGAGGGAUACCGCGAGGAUCAACGCGAGGAUCAUCGCGAGGACAGCGCCGUGCCGGAACAACUGCCGGAAUAUCUCGCGGAGAUCAGCCGCGGCAAGGUCGAGGACUAUAACGCCGAUACUCGUCAGCAAAACGUGAACGUCGUUACUAGCAUACCGCUGGAGGAUCUCUACGUGAAGACCGACGGUAAUUAUUACGACCGCGCGACAACGGACGGGUCGGUAACCGCGACAACGGCGACGACGACGACGACGACAACGACGACGACGACGACUACCCCGCAACCGGCGACGCAGCCCCCUCAGGUCGCCACCUCUACGUCGAGAUCUCACAAGAUCCGCCCGUUAAGAUACGGCAACGCCACCCGACCGCGCUUCAGCAUCAAGGAUUACAAGAGCCGCAUGGAUUACAAGAACAGACUGUCCACGACGGAGGUGGCACCGACACCAUCCGGCGAAGCCUUGACGCGCGGCCCUCAUACCAGACAGAGGACGUCGAGUGCGAAGAGCCAACAGGCGCAAUUGGCGAGCGAUGCCGUCCGCGAGACUACUGGUAGAUACAAAUACGUUUCCCGGGUGAACUACCGGACUACUACGUCGUCGCCUGCGGCCGCGAAAGACCACGAGCGAUACUCGGAGGAGAGCGUAUCUUCCACGACCGAAAAGAACAACAGAUUCGUGCCGAAGAGGCGGCCGAUCAGCGGAAACGUUUAUCGAAGUAGAAUCGCCUCUACCACGGCCAGUCCCACACGAUCGCAAAUUAACGGCGAGGCGAACGCCAGGCAGAGUUCGGUGCGACCCGAGAACGUGUACUCGUCAUCGAUACGCAGGCGGCCGGUCAUGAAGAGCAGGCUGCACAAGGAGAGCAACGCGGCCACGGCGUAUCCGGACAGCAAGCGGCAGGAGGACCCUACGGAGAUGGCCGCCGAGGAAACCAGUUUCUAUUCAACCUCUUCGUCGACCAGUCGCCUCGUAGGCAACGAGAUCAUCAGCGAGAAGGGGGAGGCCGCGUCGCUCGACGGCCAUCCGGUGAAACUCGGCGUGCAGGAGAGCAAAAACCAAGGGGAGACAGCUUCGCGGAACGAAGAGACGAGAGCGGCGGCACCGACCGACACGGCCUCGGCCGAGGACAAUCGCGGACGGACCUCGGCGGACGAGACCGAGCAGACGAGUCGAGUCGAGGAGCCGGAAGUCCCCGCGACCGCCGUAAGCGAGGGCGACGAGACACGGGAGGCCGGAGAAUCAGAGGCCACGACCAAGUUCGACGUGCGAUCCGACGAGGAGGAAUUGUUCGCCAAGGCGUCGCAGAGCGUGGCGGACCUGACGAGCUCCGCCUCCGCUCUGUACGACAAGCCGGGCAUGUUCAAGGCGGUCUCGCCGGAGAGCAGGCUCGUCUCGUCGCAGUUCAAGAUCACCACGGACGAGCCGACGCUGCCCAUCGAGGCCUUCUUCCAAGAGCUCUCGAAGAAGAACUAACGACUCUCAGGGUAAAUCGUUCUGCCGCGAGCGAACUGUCAUCAAGUCGUGACGCGCACGCGAUCGACAAUUCUGUGCUUCGAGGAGCAAGGGGAGACCGUAGCUCUCUUCGUGAGACAUCCAGGAUUUGCUUUCGGUGAUAGAUGGUUUCGUACAAGAUUUUACAUUUGAAAAGAAAACAACAUUAUGCGGGAAAACAGACCUGCAGAUUUCUCGAGGCGUUCUAUUACCGGCCUUCUAGCUAAACGUAGAAAGUUUCGAGAGACUGGAGGAACUUGAAUACUUCGCAUGUACCGUAGUCUUACGUACUUAAUUCCGCUUCUAAAUUAUUGUCAUCGCGCUGUCAUUUACGUCGUAAAAAGUUAGAACGCCGGAGGCGCGUCAAGCGCUUCUAGCGCACAACCAUUUCGAACGUACUUUCCUAUAGAUAUUAGAAAAACAAAGGGAUAAUGAUUAAAGCGUCACAGCAAGAAGGGUCUGGAAAAAGCGCUGCUGCUCGAUGCAACUGACGGUGGCAGUCGUGCUUUUUCUCGUUCUGGGAGAGAAAGCUCGGCAGGACAUUGCGUGUGCAAUAUCUGUAAAAAAGCAAAUUAUACGACCUACUCGUGUCCUGUAGCAAUAGCCUUCGUAUACGUUCUUUUUAUAUAUCUUUGCGUUAGGUUAUUCAUAAAAGAGAAGAUACCAAAAGUAAAUUUCACGAAUUAGGCAAUAUAACAUCAUUGGUAACGCCUUAUUAGUGUAAGCAUGCGAAUCAUCCCAUUGCGUAAUUUAUUUAAGAGAUCAUUCCCUAAAUCACUUCUCGUCGUCACUUUUCGUGACAUCGGAAUAAAGAAACUAACGAACGCUACGAGAUAUAUUGUAAAUAUGAAUGCGUAGCAUAGAACUUUCAGCUAUCCCCUGGGCAGAAAGUCGGCUUCGAAUUUUCUAUGAAGCGAUACUUUAACCCCUUCGUGACCGAUGCUUUGGGUUUUUGUUAGUUUGUCUUGAUAUAAUGGCUUUUUCCAAUAAAUGCAUGCUAUCAUUAAGUCUUUUUAAAUUUUAUAAGUGGGACUUAUAUGUCCAAGUGGUCAUAAAAGAUUAUCGAAAGAUAUAGCAAAAAUUAUUGUUAUAAUAUAAAGUAUAACACGGUUUCUCCGAGUUUUGUAAAAGCCUCGUACUUUUUAGGGAUUGAAAAUAAUCAGCGCGAAAACGCUGUCGCAUACUGAAUUGAUUCGUUACAAUUGAAUUGUUAUAAAAAAAUUUUUCAUCAAGAUUCCAUCCUGCCUAAUCUUGUAUUUAUAAGUUUGUAUGCCGAUAUAUGUAUAUUAGCUUUAUGUCUUUGUACGUGAUUAAAAAUUU